AUGUUUAAGAAGAAGCCUACGAUCAAGAACUUGUCUCCGUUGCGGUCUUCCGACCGGAGGAAGAUCGCCGACCAGAUCAUCAAAGACUACCAGAUCUCCCUACCCUCCGAAACAACCUCCGAUGCACCCAGUGCAGGCUCUGCCCCAGUACCUACCCUCUCCUCAAUCAGAAAUUCUCUCCUUCCUGAGAACUCUUUGACCGCGCGCUUCACUACAACCGCUGGUCCGGAUUUACGAGAGGUUCAGGGCAUCGUGUACGUUGGCGCUCAUCCAGGCGAGGAAGAGCGAGUAUUGUGGUUCAAAGUGGAACAUGGCCCUGGAUACACCAAACGUCUCUAUCCUACUGUCUACACACUAUGGAAUAACCCAAAUCUGGUUCCAUUGUUAUAUACUCCGGAGAUGGUGAUGCGGAAGCUGCAUGGUGGAGCGGAUCUCAUGACGCCCGGCCUUGCGAACGAGCCUCCAUUCCCAGCGAAGGCCGUAAAGGAUUCAGUUGUUGCUGUCGCAAGCUGCGAUAAACACACGGUUCCGGCAUUUGUGGGUAUUUGUGAGAUUGAUGUCUCAGCACUUGGUGAAGUCCAGGGUACAAAGGGUCAUGCUGUUCGAGGUCUUCACUGGGAAGGUGAUGAGCUGUGGGCCUGGAGCUCAACGUCACGGCCUGGGCGUCCAGCCCCCGAGUAUAUCGAGGGAUGGGAUGACGAAGACAUCGAUGAGGUUGAGCAAGGUGUUGGUGAACUGACGCUUGAUGAGAAGGAAGAUGGGCCUAUCGAGACCAGUGAUGAGACACACAGUGAAGAGGCUUCAGCUGUCGUGGAAGAAUCUACGGUGGAGGUUGAGGAGCCUUCGACAAAAGAAAUCGACGAGGCCUUCAUCAAAGCCUUCAUCUAUUCCCUCUGGAAACUCAAGCAGGAUAAUCCAUCCGCCCCUACCCAUGGCCUGACGUUGCCAGUCUCGCCAUCGGUCUUGAUUGCCAAUCUGAUCACGCCUUACCUUCCGAUCUAUUCAGCACAGGAAGUGCAAUUUUACACAAUCAAGAAGACCAGCUGGAAGAACGUCAAGAAGUUUAUCAAAUAUCUCGACAAACUGAAGCUUAUCAAGGCCAAAGAUCGCAGUGGCCAAGAGACUUACGUUUGGGAUGUCGACUUUGACGACCAACGUGUGGAUAGAUUCGUUCCAUACAAGCUGCCAUCAAAGGCGGCCUUGGAGAGCGGCAACAAGCCAGCUGCUUUGGAGGGUAAAAAGCUUGCUACAACUGGGGAUGCCGAUCCAACAGUUGGGCAAUCACUUACCGUUCAAACCCUGUACCGAGCAACAUCGAAGCUCUCGCCAGAUAUUUUUCCAUCUCUUCCCGCCAGCAACCCCAAGAACUACUACACGUACUCGGAUGUGUCAAGUCAUCUGGAUAAAUACCUCCAGUCGCAAGACCCACCAAUCGUCACCAAAGAGAACCGACGAAUCAUCAACCUCAACCCCUACCUCGCAAACACCGUUUUCACAUCAGGCUCCUCCGAGGAUCAAGGUACACUGAAGCGCGGCAUGGUGACACGCGACGGUCUACUUAAACGCAUCACGGAAGACACUUCAAUGUUGCAACCGCAUUAUGCCAUCUUGAAGCCAGGCCAGACGCUGGCAGAUGUCAAGCCCAAGGCGGGUGCGACGCCUAAGGCCCAAAUCACCAUUGAGAAGCGCACAGGCUCGAAGGUUGUCACCAAAGUGACGAACCUGGAAGUCUUUGGCAUCAUCCCCAGUCUCUUGGCGGAGGAGCUGCAGAAAAAGUGUGCCAGCAGCACCAGUGUCACACAGGCCAAUGGUGCCCCCAAGGGUGUAAUGGAGGUCUUGGUGCAGGGCGAUCAGCGAAAGGCCAUUGACACGGCCCUUGUCCGUCGUGGUUUGAAAAGUCAGUGGGUGGAUGUCGUGGACAAAUCCAAGAAGAAGAAAUAG
Messenger RNA from Penicillium cinerascens, 1941 nucleotides. Its product is annotated as putative RNA binding protein Ligatin/Tma64. The record is from RefSeq and is a predicted model, not a curated record. NCBI's taxonomy places the organism in Eukaryota, Fungi, Ascomycota, Eurotiomycetes, Eurotiales, Aspergillaceae. Gene Ontology annotation, biological process: translational initiation; formation of translation preinitiation complex. Bases 1 to 1941 code for a protein of 646 amino acids. Gene Ontology annotation, molecular function: translation initiation factor activity. The transcript is spliced from 3 exons.